UUCUUCUCAACGUGCUUCUACACAUUGUAUUUUCUGGCUGAGUCACUACAGGGAUGGAAGGGCGAUUGGCUAGGCUAAGCGGGAGAUGUUUUGUCCCUCGAGUUUUGGGGUGGUAGUGAUGACAAUUUGGUUUGGAAGGUUGAGAAUGCCAAGGGGUAAUUCUGGCUGGAAAGUAUUGCAGAAGAGCGAGCUAGGAGGAAGCAGAGUCCUGGAAAGAAAAGGAGUGGAGAAGCUAACAACAGGGGAAAGGGGGCGAAAGCUAUACGAAGGAAACAGAAUUAGUAUGGGGAUAAUCCAGGAGUUCUGUAUUUUGAUACGGGGCAGAGCACAGGCUCAAUUUACAGGGAGUGCCCGAGUCCAGUAAAUGGAGAGGGAACUUCCCAUUACUGAUAAAGACUUCGGAGGAUCAGUCAGAAGAUGGGGCUUCUGCCUCCAGAGCGCUAUGGUAUAAUAGAAUGAGCACUGGAUUUCUCUAAGUUACAAGUAAUUUUCGGCUCUAAAGCCUGUGACCUUUGCCAGGCGGUGGUUUGCUACCUUCGUUAGUUUAGUUCCCUUUUUACACCUCAGUUUUCCCCAUCUGUAAAAAAGGGCUGAAAGAGUUUUACAGUUACUUCCGGCUCGCAUCUUCCAGGAUUCUGAGAUCCUCUCCUGCGUUCUCCCGACUCCCUCCUUCCAGAGUAGAAGGGGCUCGCGGGAGAGUCCUGGACCAAUAGAGAAGAAGGAAGCUUCCCAAGGACUAUACCUAAUUCCCCGUCCGGGUAGGGCGGAAGCAGGAGGUGUCAAGUGGGAGUGUACUUCCGCUAUUGCGUCUUCCGCAAGAUGGCGGCCCCCGUGUGUGUUCAGGUGGAAUUCGGAGGCGGGGCAGAGCUCUUAUUUGAUGGUAUAAAGAAGCACCAGGUGACCUUACCCAGUCAAGAGGAGCCUUGGGAUAUCCGAAACCUUCUCAUCUGGAUAAGGAAGAACCUAUUAAAGGAGCGGCCAGAGUUAUUCAUCCAGGGAGAUAGCGUGCGACCAGGGAUUCUGGUACUAAUCAAUGAUGCUGACUGGGAAUUGCAGGGUGAAUUGGACUACCAAUUACAGGACCAAGACAGCAUCCUCUUCAUCUCUACACUACAUGGUGGUUAGAGCAUCUAUCCUCCUUCCUCCUUCAGUUCCUUCAGCUCCCAGAGACCUUCAAGGCAGAAAACAUCCAAAAUGGGGGAACAAUAGAGACAGAAAUCCUCCCCUCCGCUCCCCUUCCCCCACAGCCAGAGCAUGUGGGACAACAAGCCUGCCAUGACUUUGUCUUCAUGAAGAAGGACCAGCAGCAAGAGACCCAGGCAGUCCUGUCCUCCCGCCUCUUCCCCUUGCUGCAUCCUCCCCACUCCCUCUCCAGCCUUAGCAGCUUUCCCUCCGGGAAGGAAAAUGAGGCCAGGUACUAAAAAUGUGCUGCUUACAGCUCGUGUACUAGUGGAAGAAGCUACUACCACCUCCUUCCCCCAAAUGGGAGGGGGGCACAGCUUUGCCAAGAGACCUGCCCCAGAUUGCUCCCCUCUGUAAUCUGUACCCCCAAGGGAGGUAGUAGCCUUCUGCCCCCACUACUCUGCAGGCAAGUUUGUGAGCUCUGAACCUCUAUGUUCAUGCCUCGUAUGGCACUGCUCCAGUAUUCCAAACUGUGUCAUCUUGGGCAAGUCAUUCAUCACCCUGAGUUUCAGUUUCCCAGUCUGUGAAAUUGCCUUUUGGCAAUUUCUAAGGACCCUUUCAAGCUCUAGAAUUCUGACAGAGAUUCCUUGCCUCAGUUUCCUUUCUCAGAAGCAAAGGGCUCCACCUGCUUCUUCCAGUGUCAUUACUGAACCUCAGCUGGGGGCCCCUAUUCAGUGCUGCCUCUUCCUCCUCCUUCUGCCUGGAUGCCCCCAGCUGCUCCAACCUUGCUCCUCUGACUCCCCUAGCCCUUGACCUAGGCCUGCCCCAUAGUAUACAGGCCACCAGAUGGACUCCCAGGCCCCCUCCCCCAGAGAUAAAAAACUGCCUGAAGACACCUGGGGUCUGUGGCUCACUGGGGAGGGCUUUGGGUCUCUUCCCUGUGCCUCAGUUUCCUCUCCAGUGCCUAGGAUUUUACCAUUGUGAGCUGAGGUGUUGGCAGAAAACCAGGGCACAAGAAACUGCUUUGUGACAUAUUUGAGACCUCUAGCUUCUCGCCCCACAGCAUGCAGACCCAUCUGGAAGCCAACAUGGCGGUGCUUGUAACAGCCGGCAUUGGGCAAAUAAAGGCUUUCAUGCCUGUC
This is a messenger RNA of Antechinus flavipes (yellow-footed antechinus), 2264 nucleotides long. It is a transcript of the gene URM1, whose product is annotated as ubiquitin related modifier 1. The record is from RefSeq and is a predicted model, not a curated record. Gene Ontology annotation, molecular function: protein tag activity. The transcript has 5 exons. Bases 820 to 1125 code for a protein of 101 amino acids. Gene Ontology annotation, biological process: protein urmylation; tRNA thio-modification. Lineage: Eukaryota; Metazoa; Chordata; Mammalia; Dasyuromorphia; Dasyuridae. Gene Ontology annotation, cellular component: cytoplasm; nucleus.